AUUCAAUAUGGAUCCCCGCAAGAGUGCUCAAGAUAUCAUCCGAUGUGACCUUUGCGAGGACGCUAUAGUACAGAUGUACUGUGAUUUCUGUCAUGCCAAUCUGUGUUUUUCCUGUAUAGGAAAACAUAUUUCUGAUGACUAUGACAAACAUAAAGUGGUCCCAUUCCAACAAAGAAAAUCAACUUUAAUUUAUCCAAAGUGCACAACACAUCAAACAAGAGGCUGUGAAUUUCACUGUAAAACGUGCAAUACCUUUGUGUGUUCUUUGUGUACUAUAUCUGAUACACAUAAAGGGCAUACCGUUUCAAUUCUUUCUGAAAUCUUUUAUGCAAAGAAGAAAGUUAUUGGAAAAGAUGCUGAAGUAUUAGAAAAUACAAUUUCUCCAACGUAUGCAGAAAUUGCAACUGAAAUAGAAACUCAGAUAGCUAACUUAGAUGGGGAAUAUGGAAAUCUUACAACAUCAUUGAUAAAAUAUGGAGAAGAAUGGCACAGAGAAAUUGACUCAAUUGUCGAGAAAUUAAAAAUUAAAAUAGAAAAGAUAAAAACGAAGCAUGGGAUUAUUCUAAAAGAGCAUUUGGAAGAAAUCAAGCAGAUACAGUAUCUUAUUAAACAAUCACAGCUUAACCUUGAAAAAAUUGAAGAUUCAAAUGAAGUGUCCCUGACCAUGGAAUACAUCUCACGAACCAAGGAAUUUAGCAAACUUCCUCCAAAAGUUCAAGUAUCACUACCAAUGUUAAGUUCAAAGAUGAUAGACACAGAACAGCUUUACAAAUUGUUUGGGUCUUUGACACUAUUAUCCACCACAACAGAAGAAAAUGGCUACAAACUGAAGAAACCAGAGACAUCAACAAGGGAACUACUGGAAGAACCAGAACUUAUCACUACUAUAAGUACUGGGUAUGAAAACCUCCGAAGUGUUAUCUGUUUCAGUGAAAAAGAAAUCUGGACAAGUGCACAAGUCAAUGAAAUGAAAUGUUUUAGUAUUCAAGGCUCACAAAUCAAGACAAUCAAAUCAAAAACAGGGGAAAUGCCAGGUGAUAUAGCUGUGACAAAUGAUGGGGAUCUAGUGUACUCUGACUGGAAAUACAGAACUGUGAAUAAAGUGAAGGAGGGACAGACAGAGAAGAUGAUCAUAUUACAGGGCUGGACACCUCUAAAUUUGUGUAUCACCUCCUCUGGUGAUCUCCUGGUUACCAUGUUCAGUGAUGAUAAAACACAAUCCAAAGUUGUCCGUUACUCAGGCUCCAAAGAUAAACAAACAAUCCAGUUUGAUGAUGAGGGUAAACCUCUGUAUUCAGGAAAUUACAACAUUAAGCACAUUACUGAGAACAGAAACUUUGAUGUAUGUGUGGCUGACUGGGAAGGUGGCUCUGUAGUUGUUGUCAACCAGAACGGAAAACUGCGAUUUAGAUACACUGGUCAUCCUUCUUCUCCAAAGAAAAAUAGAUUUGAACCUUCUGGGAUAACAACAGAUAGUCAGAACCACAUUCUGACAACAAACUAUAACCACUGUAUCCACAUCCUUGACGAAAACGGACAGUUUCUACGUUGUAUAAAUAAUUGCGAUCUGAAGGAUCUAUGGGGAUUAUCUACUGACAAAAACGACAAUCUGUUUGUUGCUGAGUAUAACAGUGGAAAGAUUAAGAAAAUCAAAUAUAUGAAGUAAAAAGAAAAACAACAUGCAAUUGUCAAUAUGCCUAUUGUAGAUGAUUUUUGAUUUCUUACUUACAUAUUACUGUUGGAAUGACCUGCUGAUAGAUAGUUGUUUGUGAUUUCUUUUCUGGUGGUUUCCAUCACCAUUAGUCAAAUAACGUUCACUACUAAAAGAUAAAUCAUUCUCCUUUAACAUGCAUAUUUAAAAAUUAAAAAAAAAGUUUUGUAAUGCCUUUUUUGUCAAAAACUUAUUUUGAAGAAAAAUAUCGAAUCUCUGUUAUAUCGUCACAAUUUCU
Messenger RNA from Saccostrea echinata, 1949 nucleotides. RefSeq lists its product as uncharacterized. Gene Ontology annotation, biological process: protein polyubiquitination; proteasome-mediated ubiquitin-dependent protein catabolic process. NCBI's taxonomy places the organism in Eukaryota, Metazoa, Mollusca, Bivalvia, Ostreida, Ostreidae. The coding region runs from base 8 to 1666 and encodes 552 amino acids. The transcript has a single exon. The record is from RefSeq and is a predicted model, not a curated record. Gene Ontology annotation, molecular function: ubiquitin protein ligase activity; zinc ion binding.